AUGUCCUUAACACGGAGAAAACGGUCCAACCUCCAUCUCAAAUUGCCCGAGCAAAGUCCUGAAGAGCAUUGGUAUGAGGGAAGCUCAUGUUCUGAUGAGGAGAGUGGGGAAUCGGAGUAUGACUGUGGAUACCUAGACUUGGGGGCGGAAACGCCCGCCUCGGAGAGCACGACGAACCUUCUCGACAAUGCCGCUUUUGUCGAGCAGUGGGCUGCGGCUGGUGUCGCCGUGCCCAAAGUACCGACACGUCGGCGGUCGUGGCAGUCUCAGCCAGGAAAGCGCUCAACAGGGCUCAAGGAGUCCGUCGACAGGGACUGUGGGAUCUGCUUCGAGUAUGCAGUGGACCCAUGCAGGACGCUAUGUUGUGGGAAGAUAUUUUGCACAGAGCAUCUGGCGGACUGGCUGCACGGCCCGAACGCAGAAGGGCGGUGUCCGAACUGCGAAAAUACAUGCUCGCUGGAGGGAAGCACGCUCUCGCUCAUACCACCUGCGCUCCUCCCGGCGUCGCAAGUUCCGUCGCACAACAGGCGUCAUUCGCUGUCCCCGACGACCAGAUUGGCCGGAGCAUCCUUUUCAUCCCCGUUAACACCUGCCGCGCAUUUGAAUGACGCCGCUUCUGAAUCCCCGAAGAGAGCACACGCGAAGGGCUUCUCGUCGUCUUCCCUGGCCGAUUUGUCAGCAGAUUCCACCUCAACCUCAUCAUCCUCCACGGUCAUCACCGCGAGCGAGGAGUCAGAAGAUGGCGACCUGAAGGCAGAACAUCACAAAAGCACCAGGCCGUUCAUUGGUGCUAACACCAGCACCCUGAAUCUUAGCACAACUCCGUUCUCCACGUCGUGGGGUGCGGUCAGCCGGCUCAUGAGCAUCAUCACCUUCCUGAUGUUCCUCUACAAGCUUCUAUCCUGA
Messenger RNA from Cyclocybe aegerita, 906 nucleotides. NCBI's taxonomy places the organism in Eukaryota, Fungi, Basidiomycota, Agaricomycetes, Agaricales, Hemipholiotaceae. The record is from the annotation of a GenBank genome assembly.